CUGAUUUGUUUCACACAAUGAAAGAUGUUCUUGUCCCCCAUCGCUUUUUCCUCCCCAAAAUCACACUAUAAAUUGAACCCCUGCGUCUUUCUUUAAAUCAGAGCUAUAACUCACCACUUUAAUCAUAGAAUUUCAUAGUUGAUUGAAAUUUAAAAACAAAAAAAACUUUGAAAAUGUCUUGCUGUGGAGGAAACUGCAAUUGUGGCUCGAGCUGCACUUGCGCUUCCUGCGGGAAAAUGUAUGCUGACAUGGAAAUGGACCCAAUUUUGACUCUGAUUCACAAUCCACCCAAAAGGUUCACCAACAACAAAUCCGUUGAGGAGAGCUUUGGAACAGAAGGAUCAGCUAAUGAUGGCUGCAAGUGUGGAUCAAACUGCGAUUGUGGUGACAAUUGCAGUUGCUGAACACCCCUCACACCUUAAAAGACAUGUGUUAUUAGCCUCAAUAUUCUGAGGAACGAAAACAAGUAUUUAUACCGUACUGGUCAUCAUCAUCACCACCAUGUAAUAUAUACAAGUUUGCUUAUAAAAUAAGACACAAAAAAUAGCCAUGUAUGAUCACGGCUAUUUAUGGAAUUUGUUGUAUUCCCGUAACUAAGCCAUUUCUGGAAUCCCCUAUAUUGAACAAAUAUAUGAAUGUGUUGUUGUGAUUUACUAAUUAUUAUCAGCUACAAAAAUAUCACCGUCAUUAUGUUUCUUUCCUAAAUAAUUGUCUUGUUAGUUGUACUGG
This is a messenger RNA of Oldenlandia corymbosa var. corymbosa, 729 nucleotides long. Lineage: Eukaryota; Viridiplantae; Streptophyta; Magnoliopsida; Gentianales; Rubiaceae. The record is from the annotation of a GenBank genome assembly.